AUGCCGCCCUGGCUGCUCGGCAGCCUCUGCUGCGUGCUGGCGGCGCGGGCGGCGCUGGGCGGCGGCCCCGCGGGCGCGGAGGAGGAGGAGGAGGAGAAGCUGAUCCGGGUGCUGGUGCUGUUGCCGCAGGACGACGCCUACCUCUUCUCGCUGGGGCGGGUGCGGCCGGCCAUCGAGUACGCGGUGCGGAGCCUGCGGGAGAGCGGCGCGGGUCUGCCGCCCGGCUACGCCUUCCAGCUCACCUACGAGGACUCGGCGUGCGGCAACCGCGCCCUGUUCAGCCUGGUGGACAUGGUGGCCCUGCAGCGCCGCCGGCCCGACCUGCUGCUGGGGCCGGUGUGCGAGUACGCGGCGGCGCCGGUGGCGCGGCUGGCCGCGCACUGGGACGUGCCGAUGCUGUCGGCGGGCGCGCUGGCCGCCGGCUUCGGCGCCAAGGGCGGCGAGUACUCGCACCUCACCCGCGUGGCGCCCGCCUACGCCAAGAUGGGAGAGAUGCUGCUGGCCCUCUUCCGCCACCACCAGUGGAACCGGGCCACGCUGCUCUACAGCGACAGCAACCCCGAGCGCAGCUGCUUCUUCGCCAUGGAGGGCGUCCAUGUGGUCUUCCAGGAGGAGUCCUUCCACAUGGCCGUGCACAGCUUCGACGAGACCAGCAGGCACCUCGACAUCGACGACGUCGUCCGCGCCCUGCAGACGGGCGAGAGGGUUGUAAUCAUGUGUGCCAGCGGUGACACUAUCAGGAACAUCAUGUUGGCUGCUCAUCGGCAAGGAAUGACCAACGGGGACUAUGCUUUCUUCAAUAUUGAACUCUUCAACAGCUCAUCAUAUGGAAAUGGCUCUUGGAGAAGAGGAGACAAGCAUGACCUUGAAGCCAAGAAAGCAUACUCAUACCUCCAAACUGUCACUCUGCUGAGGACUGUGAAGCCUGAGUUUGAGAAGUUUUCCCUGGAGGUGAAAAGUUCUGUUCAGAAGCAAGGUCUUCAUGAAGAUGACUACGUUAACAUGUUUGUGGAAGGAUUCCAUGAUGCGAUCCUUCUUUAUGCUCUAGCUUUACAGGAAGUCCUGAAGAUUGGUUUCAGUAAGAAAGAUGGAGAAAAAAUUGUUCAACAAACACGAAACAGAACAUACGAAGGCAUUGCAGGGCAGGUGUCUAUUGAUGCCAAUGGAGACAGAUAUGGGGAUUUCUCUGUGAUUGGAAUGACAGACCCGGAGACAGGCACACAGGAGGUGAUCGGAGACUACUACGGGAAGCAGGGGCGAUUUGAAAUCCGAUCGAAUGUGAAAUACCCGUGGAACCACGGCAGGCUGCGGCUAGAUGAAAGCCGAGUUUCAGAGCACACAAACAAUACACCGUGUAAAUCAUCAGGUGGUCUAGGAGAAUCAGCAGUUACAGGAAUAGUUGUCGGCGCCUUGCUUGGAGCAGGAUUGCUAAUGGCUUUUUACUUCUUCAGAAAGAAAUACAGAAUAACUAUUGAGAGAAGAACUCGACAGGAGGACUGUAACAUGGGGAAGCAUCGGCAGUUACGUGAAGACUCCAUUAGAUCUCAUUUUUCUGCUGCAUAAAGAAGAAGAUGAAAAAGAAUCCCAUUCUUCCUAGGGAAAAGAAAGAAUUAGAGAAAAGGACACAACCAAAGACAUCAGUGUAAAAAGAAGAGGCUCUUGAAGAACUCACUCUUUUAAGCAGUAAUUUUGUCUUAAUUUCUUUCAGAAGCUCAGGAAUGAUUUACUAAUCACAUUAUGCCACAUGGCCUUUCAUCUCAUGAGAAAAGAAAAUUAUGCAGUUUGGUGUCAUAGGAUGUACUUAAUAUGUAAAGACAGUAUUUCCUAAGGCAUGUAUUAAGGCUAGCAGAUCUUGGUUUAGUUGAUGGGGAAUGCCUCGUUUUGUUCCUUUUUUUCUUUUUUUUUUAGCUUCUACCACCUCCUUCCAUAUUUGCAUCUCACCCAUGGGUAUCAAAUAUGGUUUCAGAGGCACAGGUGCUGGUUGCUGUCAAAAGGAAAAAAGGGAUUCAUUUGGGGUACGAUCCUGCAUCACUGAAUCACUGACACUGAUAACAGGGGAUAUGAAAUUUGGUGUACGGGCCUUAGUUCUGGGAGGGAACUGGCACUUGGUUGUAAUUAAUUCCACUGAGAAAGUCCGGCAGGUGGAAACAAAGGAACCAUUAUUUCCUUGUUUGUGUGGUGUCACACACAAACAAAAGCACCGUUUCCCCCUCUUAGCUGGUGGGACUUAGGAAAAGCUCCAGUGAAGGAUGAGGAGUUUCACACAUGUGAAGUAGUGACAGAGAAGACAAUCAGGUCUCUGGAGAGGACUGAUUAAUUUAUCAGUCUUAUAUGUGCUUUGUCACUCCUUUCUGUCCACUGCCGUGACUUUUCAGAGGGGCAGAUGUUGUCCAUGUCAAGCCUGCUCCUGUUCCCAGUGAAGUCAAUGGCAAAAUCCCAUUAACUUCAGUGAGCACAGGACUGCACCCAUAACUGUAAAUAUGAAAGUGUUUGUAUAGUUGAUGCAAUUCAAAAGGGGAUUUUUUGUGUGUGUGUGUAAAAAUGACAUUCCAUGCUACCAUUUUAUUUUUUAGGAUAUUUUUAAUCUUGUAUUUUUCUAUUAAAGUAUCUAUUUUUGCUUUGGUAGGAUUGAAAAUUAAGGAAGAGGAUGUUUUGAAGACAUAUUUUUUAUGAUGGGAGUAACAUGCAGGGAAAGUCAACAGCUGUAAAUACAUUUUAGAACCAGUGUUUAGGGGAGGAGAAAUUACUUUAUGGAUGGUGAUAGACUUUUUGCCCCACUUUUUUCUCCAGGCAUGUGCAACAUUCAAGUAGUUACUUAAGCAGCACAAAUGCAUUUAUUCAAUUGUCUAUGUGAUGGUCACCCUGAUGCUGUAAAUAAUGCAUUUUUCAUAUGUUAGAAUCUUAUAGAAAUCAGUGAGAUUUAACUAUCCAUAUGUGUACAAUUAAACACCCAAGGAACUACAUUCAGGAGUUGUGUGUUGAAAUGCUGUUUGAAGUGGACUUUAAUCCUGCUGCCAUCAGUAUCCUGGAAAUUUUGUCAUUUGUUUUGUCAGGACCAAAACUGAAUCUGUGUUGAAUUAGCUACUGACAGGUUAUUUUGUACUACACAAAGGAGGGCUUUGCACUUUCUAGUCAACAAAUGGAAAUGAACAGUACUUACUGUAAGUGUGAUGAAGAAGACCCAUUAAAGUAUUGUCAGUGGCGAAACAGAGCUAUGACUAUGGUUCUAAGAGUCCAUGAAAUAUUUUGGUUUAUUCUAUUCUGAUUUCAUAAGCAGAGCUUUCUGGUCCCAGCAGACUUGAAAGUUAAUCUCAAAACUGGCUCUGAAGCUUGAUUUCUACAAAACUUCUAUGCCCUGAAGUGCCAGACUACCAAUUCUGAGAAACCAGAUGCCUGGGUUUACUUAGGACACUUGGGAGUGAAGAGCAAAAACUUGCUGUGUCUGCUUUCUGCCACCUUUUAUUUGUUGUUGGACAGGUUUUUUUCUUAUAUUUAACUUAAUUCUUAGCCUAUGCAGAGUUCAUCACCUGCCCCUGUGAUAUACUGUCCUAUGUCCCAGGCAGCCAGAGGGCAAGGCAUCCUGACUGUCAGGGCAGCCCCAGUACAGGCAGUUGAUUUCCAGCAUCCCAUUUCCCAGUCUGGGCCCGUGUGACUUGUACAAAGGUGCUUUAGCCAAAGCAAUGCUGAUCAGUGGACAGUUUUCUGAAGUAUUCUCCUUACUUCAUGGCACCAGAGAAGAAUGGUAUUCUCUUUAUAUCAAGGGCACCAGAAGUAGGCUUGAGCAGCAUUCAUGAUGCUAUGGACUUGGGGAGGAAAAAAGGCUUCCUGAUUAGUUUCUGGAUUUUUUUUUUUUCCCAAGCAGUUGAGUUUGUCUAGCCCCUGGGCAUGCUUAAGGUUUGGGAUUUUUUUAGAUACUUCCCAAAGUGGUUUUGAUCUACUUCUGGUUUUGCAACUUGGCCUUUCUUAUUUUUACUUUCUUUUACCCAUUUGACUACUCCUCCACAGAAUAAAAGGCAAGGAAAAUUUUUAAAUAUGUACAGAAAGGAGGGUAUGAUUUGAAGCAUAAGUUUUCUUGGAAAUUAUUUUUGUCGUGACUUGCUUUGCAGUAUGAACAAGUACUCAAAUGGGCUACUUUGGAAUCAAGACAAUUGUACAGAUGUGCAUUUUUCCUGUGCCAUGCACAGCUGAGUCACACCAGAAGAUGGGAGAUUUGCUGGAACAAUAAAUUCUCAUGACUGUUUAUUUAUUAUGUCAUUUUAUGUUGCCUAUUAAAGAAAUAUAAUGGAAGGUCACUUUUUAAUUAAAAAAUAUUAAUUCUGAUCCUUUUAAAAAACCCUAUGUAGGUCACUUUUUAAUUAAAAAAUAUUAAUUCUGAUCCUUUUAAAAAACCCUAUGUAGGGUUUUAAAUCAUGACCUCAGGAAGUGUUUCUCUGAGAUGUCUGUUGGUGGGGUGCUGACCUAGAGUUAGACAAAACUCUGCAUCCCAGCACUUCCCAAGAAAGAUGAACCUUUUUUGCACCUUAGAGCAUUUUAGAUCAAUGGGCUUUAAUGUUUGCAAAUCGAUGCACACAAACGUGUGUGUUUUUCCCAUGGAAGUGUGGAGAUCAUUUAAGACAUUUCACAUAAGUAGAUUCCUUCAUAGCAUAAAUAAACUUGCUCUUCUUAGCUGCCUUUCACAGGCCUCUUGCUAAUAGUUCCCAAGUCUUCCAUGGACCAUAGAUCAGAAGCUGCCUUGAGUUUAGAUUAUUUAGCAGAGAGAUUCUUUACUGGCUUAACGCACUUUUCCUUUCUGGUUCAUCUGCAUUAGCUCAAUGCCACAAUGUUUAGGCUCUGAACUCUGUAAGGGAAUGUCUAAUCAAAAUAAUAAUAGUUGAUUCUCAAAAGAGGUUUCAAAACCUACAUUUUUGGCUUCAACAAAUUGUCCAUAUUACAAACAUACAUCUGUAUUACAGAGAAGCACAAGGAGACCCUUGACUCGGCUCAGCACUUCAGAACACACUUAAAAUAUGCUCAACUUCAGUUUCUAAGUGCUUUGCUCACUUGGGACCAAAGGGUAUGAUCCUGGCCAUGGCUGAACCAAAGGGAGCUUUGCCAUGUGCUUGAAUUUAAGAAAGGCUAGCUGUGUAGGCCACAUUUAUUGCUGAAUCUUACAGUUGUGCCUGUUAAAUUGAAAUUGAACUAGUGACUUCAUACUCCGCUUGUCGAAGUUUGACCAAUUCUGCUAAUUUAGUAUUUAUUAAAAUUACUAAACAGUGGUCAGUUUAAUAUCUGAUUCACCUCAGAGUCCUGUUCCUGAGGGUUCUGUGGACAGUUUUCCUGCCUUUUUACCCUCAUAGCUUUGACACCCAGGCUUCUACUGCAAGUGACAAAGAUACAAAGAUGAAGCAGAACUUUCAAAAGUGUCUGUGAUGUAAUUUCCUGAAACCCACAGCUUCAGAGCCCUUGUGCUUUGUCCUGUGCCACUGGUAGUUCUGAAACUUUUGUUUAUAGACUCUUUGUGUAUUCUGAGUUGUCUGUGACUACCACCAUCACCAGUUAAUUACCAGUUCCUGCUCUAGUGUCCUGCAUUGAAGACCACACACAGGUGAGCUCUGAAAAGAUUCAGUCUUUCCUAAAACUUGUGAUUGAGUGUGAUUGAGAGCACCUUGGAAGACUGUGGCUAGAAUUCAGUUUAUUAAAGAGUUGUAUUAAUAAUUUUCUGAAAAUAAACCAUGUUAAGCUUUUUCCAAUUUGUUAUUAAGCCAUGUGCCAUUGCAUUAUUGGAAGUAUUUCGUUGGGGCUUUUCAGUGGAGAGUUAUUAAGGUGUAGAUAAUGCUUUGAAAACAUUUGUGCUGGACAAAAUAAAGAAUGUUCUCUCUGACAACAUAUUUUACUGGGAGGUUGAUCUCUGAUUCAUUUUUUGGCUUAGAAAUGCAAUCACACAUUAAGCUGACAAAACACGCCUCUUACUGAUUCAGUGGAAGUAAAUUCAGGCCCUCAAUGAGUGUCUUCAGGCUUGAAGCAGUUCAGAGUGAGUUUCUCAGUGCUGCAGUAGAACAGGCUGCAUCAGCCUUAACUGACCUUGGCUCCAGUGAUGUUUUCACCUCAUGAAUGCCAUAAUGCUCCUGGAAAGCCAAGAAUAGACAUCAAAGACAGGAAGCUAAUAGUCCUGGUCAUAAAUUUCUUUGGCAAUUCAGUCCACCUUUUCCGGAGCUCAAGACAGCUCCACAUCCUUCACUGCCCUCCUCUGUGCUUUAGAGUGUAGCCUUGUGGGCAUUCUGGUUCUUUCAGUGAAGCAGUUAAGGUUAUUUUUCCUCAUUUUCUCCAAGAGUAGAGUGAAGAGUCUUUAAUUACCCAUUUUUUUCACUGUCUUUUGUCUAGGUUCAGAAGUACUUUGGAAGGAAGACAGACAUUUUCCAUCAUUUAGUCAGAAAUGCUCCUUCACUGAGUGUUGGCUUUUAAGUAAUUUCAGACAUGGUUCAUUGCUGAACACUGCUCAGCUCUCAACACACCUUAUGUUGGCCCAUGGCCAUGCCAGUCACUAUCAGAGUUCUAAACCUGGAAUUACCUGUUGGGGUUUUUUUAUCCUUGUCAUUGCUAUAAAAUGAUGUCAAAUCUAGUGACCACCUUCCCCAAUGCAGGGCACAUGGAGACAGAAAUACCCAUUUCUAAUGGCACGUUACCUUUUCUGUUGGUUUAGCAACAUGCCCUAAUGACUCACCUCGAAACAGUGAGCUGUAAAGGGACAAAUUUCAAAGUGCAUGUUUUGUAGGAGUCAGUUUUAGCUCUUUUUAGAAACAAAGCAACACAGGCGUUGCUCUUGGAAUGUAUUUUUAAGGACAUGCUGGGAAAAAUUUUGCUUUCAGAUAUGUUGUGUGUGUGUCACCUCUCCUCCUCCCCUUUCAUUCUCGCUGUUGAAAGCAUAAAAAGAUUUGUGUGUGUGUGAAACCUUUCAAGUGGAAGAAUGGGAGAGUUUGCACUGUGCAUAUCCCUGCUUAGAGGCAGAAAUUAAUUCAGAUGGCUCGAGGGCUGAGUUGUUUUCCAUUCUCAGAUACGUUUUAACAUCUGAGCUCUCAGACUGAUGAAAAAUGAUUGUUGAAAUUAAAACAAAUAGCUGUUUGUGAGAGACCUCAGACCUGGCUGUCUGCAGGGUCAGCAAGCUGUGCAGCAGACAUUGAUAGUGUCUGUUCUCUUCUAAGGAAUAACAACAGAAAGCCUGAGCACUGUGGCUUGCCCCAGUGAAGCCUUAAUGUGUUGUAAAGGCAGCUCCCCCUUUAUCUCAUGCAUAGAGGAAGAAAGGAAAAAGGUUAAUGUUGGAUUUUUUUAUGGAGUUACUGCUGGUUUUGAUCAAGAAGAUAAGGCUGCCAUAGUUCUGAGGCUUUCAUGGGUUAGUGUUUAAUUGUGUCCAGUGUAUCACUAUAUAGACUUUUAUUAUGCCAUUACUUCUCCCAGAAUUUACCUUUUAGAAGGUCCUAAUUGACAUAAAACAAAUUUACAGCAUAAAAAACAACAAAAAGGAGAGGCUUACAGUUCCCAUAAAAAUCUCUCACUAACUGCUGAAUUAUAUUCUGCAUCAAAGACAAAUUACUAUGAAUAACCUGACUCUACUACAGUUUGUAUGUUAAGCUAUAUUCAGAAAUGUUAGGUGGAUUCAUUAGAUAAAAAUCUUUGAAAGGGUAAAAUCCACUCUGUGUGAACUGUUCCUUGGUAUUUCUGUUACAUGAAUGUUGCUACAGGCCACUUGUGCAAGCAACUAAAAUACACCAAAAUCGGUAUUAAAAUAAAGUCUUAUGUUGGGGGUGUAUUUUGUAAUGCCAACUGGUAUGCACAGGGAACACAGGAUUCUGCCCCAACUACGAACAGAGGUUUUGCUGAUGUUGUGUAUUAACAGCAGGCACAAGGAGCUCAGCUGCGUUUAUUUCUACUUGGGGAUGGUCUGGACUUCCCUUUCUCUCAGGAAAGAGAGUCUUUACCGUGCAGGUCUGAAAGUGCUGAGAAAACUUGGAGAGGCAAGAUGAAGGCAGUGGGUGGGAUUUGCUGUGUUUCUUGUGCAUGGGGUGUAACAAUGAAAAACUAGCAGGACUCAUGAUAGACACUGUGGACAGGAACUUUGUCCUGUUUUUUGUUGUGAUGCUGUUCCCUAUUAAUGGAAAAACACUGGACAACAAAGAACCCUAGUGCCAGUUGAGCAGAAAACAAAUGGAAAGCUGCACAGUAUGUUGUACUGAUGUAAGUAGAACUAUCUGCAUAUAGUAUGAUUUUAUUUAUUGUUGUUUUUGUGUAGAGGAGAGUGUGUAUUUGUGACUGUGGAUAUAACCUUUUUUCAUUUGUGUAAUGUAUUUUAUUUCUUCUAUGACAUAGUCAUUUAAAAUAUCUACAUUCACUGGUGUCCUCUGACUUUUUAUUCUGUGCAUUUUCUUUCACAGUUUUUAAGAAUGCAAGAAUAUCACAUAACCUAAAUUGUAACAAAAUACUUCCAUUAAAGGCAUAGGAAUAUGUUAU
This is a messenger RNA of Catharus ustulatus (Swainson's thrush), 8481 nucleotides long. It is a transcript of the gene NPR3, whose product is annotated as natriuretic peptide receptor 3. Lineage: Eukaryota; Metazoa; Chordata; Aves; Passeriformes; Turdidae. Gene Ontology annotation, cellular component: membrane. The record is from RefSeq and is a predicted model, not a curated record. The transcript has 8 exons. Gene Ontology annotation, molecular function: peptide hormone binding; natriuretic peptide receptor activity. The coding region runs from base 1 to 1563 and encodes 520 amino acids. Gene Ontology annotation, biological process: vasodilation; regulation of blood pressure.